Temnothorax curvispinosus is the source of this 1553-nucleotide messenger RNA. RefSeq lists its product as uncharacterized. The transcript has 4 exons. The annotation marks the transcript as partial. Lineage: Eukaryota; Metazoa; Arthropoda; Insecta; Hymenoptera; Formicidae. The record is from RefSeq and is a predicted model, not a curated record.
CUAAAAUAAAUGAAAGCAGCUUAAGUUUUCCACGAAACUUAAAAUUAGCGGAUCCGAAUUAUCAUAUUCCCGGAAACAUAGACUUGUUGUUGGGAGCAUCCGUUUUUUGGGAGCUUUUAGGAAGCAAGCAAAUCAGAUCAUCAAGGAAGGCUCCUAUAGUUCAAGAAACCUCCUUGGGUUGGAUAAUUUCGGGCAACGUGCACCAAAGUGGCACGCAUCAACAACAACACAAGGCAUAUUGUGGCAUCUCUACCAACGCAGAAAUUCAACGGCAACUGGAAAAAUUUUGGCAUAUGGAAGAAAUAAAACAACCUAAGCAUUAUUCUCAAGAAGAAAUCCAGGAACACUUUCUCGCAACACACUCUAGGAACGCGGAAGGCCGUUUCCGACUAAAGGCACUGGAACGCAAGUUAGAAAAGCAGCCCGCUUUAAAACAGCAAUACCACGAGUUUAUGCACGAAUACCUCGAGCUAAACCACAUGUCGGAAGUUCCAGUAGACAAAAUAGAUGACAAACCGGUCUACUACAUUCCGCAUCAUGCAGUACUAAAAGAGGACGGCAUAACUACAAAAUUAAGAGUAGUUUUCGACGCUUCAUGCAAAACAACUUCUGGCCAAUCACUUAAUGACUUUCUCCAGACAGGUCCAAACUUGCAAGAUGACUUAUCCGACAUAAUUAUACGACUGCGUCAGCACGAGUAUGCAUUGGCAGCAGACAUUAAAAUGUAUCGCCAAGUCGAGGUGGCGGAUGAACAUCCUGAAUACGGCUACUACUAUAAUACAGUCACGUACGGCAUGACAAACUCAUCAUUCGAAGCCAUUAGAAGUAUGCAAGAGACAGCGCAUCAAGCCAAAAAGCACUACCCUCGGGCGUGUGAAGUAAUAAUCAAAGAUUUUUACGUAGACGACCUAUUAACGGGAGCCAAUUCAAUUGAAGAGCUGAAAAAAUUGAAACAUGAUAUCGUUAACGUACUGUCCAGCGCAAAAUUUGAACUCAGCAAGUGGAAAUCCAACACUGCAAAGAUAAGCGAAUCAGACAACAAUGAAGUUGCAGUUAGGAUCGGAGAAACAACAAAAAUCCUAGGCCUAUGGUGGAACACAAAUACGGACACAUUUCACUAUCGCGUCAAGGGAGGAAAUGAUAAGGAAAGGAUUACGAAACGCAAUAUAUUGUCAAGAAUAGCCGCUAUUUACGACCUCCUCGGAUGGAUGGGCCUUUUAGUAGUUCGCGCUAAAAUAAUAUUGCAGCUUCUUUGGCAGAUGAACAAGGAUUGGGAUGAAAACAUUACGGGAGAGACAUGCGCAAUUGAAGCAAACAAAUGGCACACAUUUGUGGCCAAUAGAGUAGCCGAAAUAAAUCGCAUCACGAACGGUGCUCCAUGGUAUCAUGUCAAAUCCAAGGACAAUCCAGCCGAUCCAUUAUCGCGAGGAGUUAGCGCUGAAAAAAUGGAAUCAAUGAAACUUUGGUGGGAAGGACCUGAUUUCCUACAUCAUAACUCACCACUAUAUGCCUUCAAGCCUACAAAUACUAUCAGCGACAUGCCUGAAGCACGG